GCACACUGAGCCGGUGGUGACUCUCCUCCUCAUAAGAAGCAGGAGUGAGUCCGGAUGCUCGGCACAUCCCGGAGAGCGAGCGGACUACAGAGGUGCUGCUGCUGCUGUGUUUCCAUCCUGUCCGCUGAAUGACUGAGCUGCUGUUCAACCCAUAAAAAACAACAGCAAAGGAAAACAACAACAACAACAACAAACAAACAAACAAACAAACAAACGCGGCAGGUGGCGUUUUGCUUUCCAGACGAUGGCUCUCUCCUGGAGUCUCCUCCUGGUGUUCCUGUCCGUCUCCCUCAUCCUCUCACAGAGCUCUGAACUGGGACCACCUCACGGCAAGAGGAGAGCGGCUCAGACCUCAGGAGGAGGCAGCAACACGCUGCAGCACCCUCUGCAGGGACACCGAUACAGCAGGGAACGCGGCGGGCACGGGGGUCAGGGAGCCCGAGCUGCCAAAGGAGGAGCCGGGCUGCUCUCUCACAGACCCCCCCACCCUCUGGCCAGGCCUGAAGACGAUGGGACGGGCCUGGAGAGCCUGAGCCCUGUGAGACUGGAGAUGGGCCCGAGCAGAGACAGAGACAGAGUUCGAAUGAAUGUAAAGAGUCAGACCCAGACUCGGGAAAACGACCUGCUGGGGACGCGCAAAGAAAGAGGACACGGGAACGGGAAAGGACAUGGACACCAUUAUGAGCCCAGGAGACAAGGGGGGCGGCGUGAGAAGGGGCGGCAUGGAAAGGGGUUCCUUCCUGAGCCGGAGCUGAGUUCUGCGUACAGAGACAGAGAUCUGUUCGACGAUCCUUUCUCCUCCUUCUCCUCUGCCGCCUCCCCCUCCCUCAUCGUGACCCCGCCCAAUGAAACCCCUUCCCCCAUCGUCGGCGUCUUUGGCUCCGGCUCCUCCAUGGUUACCACGGUGAUGAACGAGCAUCCCCCAACGCUGCCCCCGGCCUCCACCAAACCCCAGAAGUCUGGACGAGGAAAAGGACAGGGAGAGGUGAUGCCAACGUUGGACAUGGCGCUCUUUGAUUGGACGGACUACGAGGACAUGAAACCCGCAGACACCUGGCCGUCAUCCAGGAAGAAAGAUAAGAGGCGGAGUAAAAACCUCAGCAGUGGAAAUGUGACUAUAGACGCCGACGCCAUCGAGCCGUGUGACCAUCACCUGGACUGUCUGCCAGGUUCUUGUUGUGACCUGAGACAACACGAGUGUAAACCUCACAACAGAGGCCUCAACAACAAAUGUUACGAUGACUGCAUGUGUGAGGAAGGGUUUCGCUGUUACGCUAAAUUCCACCGGAAGCGGCGCGUGACCAGGAGGAGGGGCCGCUGCGUGGUGCCGGAGUCGGUCAGCAGUGACCAGGGAGGCUUCAUCACGAUCUGAGGAAGAGGAGGACACAGGGAGGAGCUUUAAAGGAGGAGGAAGUGGAUUAAAGACGUCAGAGAAGAUAGUUCAGCCAUGACAUCACAUGAUACUGUUACGUGCUGAAAGGUGACGGCUCACUGGUUUGUCAGUUUUAAAAUGUGAUUCAAGAUACGUUUUAAUAAAACUUCAGAUUAAUGGAUAUCCUGUUAGAAUGUUUCAACACGGGCUGAGUCGUUACUUCAAACUCAGAGAAUCACAGUCUUUAAAGCUGGCUACACACUAGACGAUUUUCUAAUCUCCAAU
This is a messenger RNA of Labrus mixtus (cuckoo wrasse), 1657 nucleotides long. RefSeq names its product dorsal inhibitory axon guidance protein a (gene draxina). The record is from RefSeq and is a predicted model, not a curated record. Lineage: Eukaryota; Metazoa; Chordata; Actinopteri; Labriformes; Labridae. The transcript is spliced from 7 exons. The coding region runs from base 245 to 1372 and encodes 375 amino acids. Gene Ontology annotation, biological process: Wnt signaling pathway; axon guidance. Gene Ontology annotation, cellular component: extracellular region.